GGUGUUCCCCUCGGGGAGGGUGCCACUUGUGAGAGGUGCCAAGACGGAGCGAGCGGACUCUUCCUGUGACACAGCGGAGAGGCCGCUAUCCCUACACGGCGGCCCGCACUGCGUCUGGGGUCACUCGAGACCUCUAGCGGGAGGCUCAGCUCCCGACCGAGCCCCCACGAGCCCCUGGCACAGCAGCGUCGGGAGGGGCGAGGAAAGGAAGGGGUGUUGUGCCCCCCACUCCUUUGGGAAAACAAGAGAAAGAGGAGGCGGUUGCGUAACCUGAGCCUGGGGUGCGGCUCGGGGAACAAAGAGGUCGUGAAAGCAGCCGCAGCCAGGCUUUGAGCGCUCCUUAGGGUAACUGCGAACCACACAAAUCACCGCCGCCUGGGCACCACGCCGGUGCUUGGGAGCAUGCAGAUUCCAAGAGUCAUGUGCAGCCCCACAGGACCACCGACUUUGUCAGGCAGCACCCAGGAACCUGCAUUCUAAACAAGCCCCCGGACUAUCUGGAGCCCAGGGAAGUUUGAAAACAAUCGCUUCACGUCUAGCACCAGCCGAAGCUUCCCAUCGCCCCGGUCCAACGCGGCGGCGGCAGCAGCUGGGUCGCGCCUCAACCGAGCUUGGUCCUUUCCUUUGGUCCCGCCCUGCUGCUCAGCGCGGAUUGGUGGCGGGGAGCAGCUCUGGAGCUGAUUGGGCGGCGGCGGAGCCGCUCGUGGAGACUGCUUUUGGUUACUCCCUUUCCACCCCAUCCCUUAAUUUUAUUCUUUUGAAGAGUCUGCAUUUCAAGCUGCCAAGGUGGAGAGUGUGAUUGCAGAAGGGAGUACUACUCAUUUCAGAAAAGGUGUGCCAAACCUGAGAGCACCAGGAAGUCGCAUGAGAGAUCACCUGAUACACGAACGUGUGAUGUUCCAUCUGCGCAUUGAUGCAUAGGCAGCAUUUACAAAUUAACUGAUGUAUUGCUCUGUAUCAUCUCUUUGAUGAUUGCUCAUCUUCUAUGUAUCCUGUCAUAUAAUUUCAACAUAUUUGUGAUACUCAAUGUUUAUUCUAAACUAACCAUGUUUUGUGCCACAAACACGUUACCUAUGGAUCUCUUGCUGAAACAAGGAAGUCUUAAACAAGAAGUAGAAUCUUUUUGUUAUCAAAUUGUGUCUGAAUCAAAUGAUCAAAAGGUUGGAAUAUUACAAAGUGAGGAUGAACAAUUGCAGCCUUCAGUUUCUAAAAAAUCAGAAGGUGAGCUUUCCAGGGUCAAAUUUAUGUCCAAUUCCAACAAAAUAACAACAUUUAGUAAGAAACCAAAAAGAAGAAAAUAUGAUGAAAGUUACUUGUCUUUUGGAUUUACUUACUUUGGAAAUAGAGAUGCACCUCAUGCUCAGUGUGUGUUAUGUAAGAAAAUUUUAUCAAAUAGUUCUUUGGCCCCUAGUAAGCUUCGAAGACAUUUGGAAACUAAACAUGCUGCAUAUAAAGACAAAGACAUAAGCUUUUUCAAGCAACAUCUUGAUUCACCUGAAAAUAAUAAACCCCCAACACCUAAAAUUGUCAAUACAGAUAAUGAAAGUGCUACAGAGGCAUCAUACAAUGUAAGUUACCAUAUAGCCCUGAGUGGAGAGGCUCAUACUAUUGGAGAAUUACUCAUCAAGCCUUGUGCUAAAGAUGUCGUGAUGCGGAUGUUUGAUGAACAAUAUAGUAAAAAAAUAGAUGCAGUACAACUAUCAAAUAGUACUGUUGCACGUCGAAUUAAAGAUCUUGCUGCUGACAUUGAAGAAGAGCUUGUUUGUAGACUGAAAAUUUGUGAUGGGUUUUCACUGCAACUAGAUGAAUCAGCUGAUGUUUCAGGACUUGCUGUGCUGCUUGUUUUUGUUCGUUACAGGUUUAAUAAAUCUAUUGAGGAAGACCUACUCUUAUGUGAAUCUUUGCAAAGUAAUGCUACUGGUGAAGAAAUUUUCAACUGCAUCAACAGUUUUAUGCAGAAACAUGAAAUUGAAUGGGAAAAAUGUGUUGAUGUUUGUAGUGAUGCUUCUAGGGCAAUGGACGGGAAAAUUGCUGAGGCUGUCACCUUGAUAAAAUAUGUGGCUCCCGAAAGCACCAGUAGUCACUGCCUAUUAUAUAGACAUGCACUAGCAGUUAAAAUAAUGCCUACAUCUCUGAAAAAUGUGCUAGAUCAGGCAGUACAGAUCAUCAAUUACAUUAAAGCUCGACCACAUCAAUCUAGGCUACUAAAAAUUUUAUGUGAGGAAAUGGGUGCCCAGCACACAGCACUUCUUCUGAAUACAGAGGUGAGGUGGCUCUCCCGAGGUAAAGUUCUUGUAAGACUUUUUGAGCUCCGUCGUGAACUAUUGGUUUUCAUGGAUUCUGCUUUUCGACUGUCUGAUUGUUUAACAAAUUCAUCUUGGCUGCUAAGACUUGCAUAUCUUGCAGAUAUUUUUACUAAAUUAAAUGAGGUAAAUCUAUCAAUGCAAGGAAAAAAUGUGACAGUUUUUACAGUAUUUGAUAAAAUGUCAUCAUUGCUAAGAAAAUUGGAAUUUUGGGCUUCAUCCGUAGAAGAAGAAAACUUUGAUUGUUUUCCUACUCUCAGUGACUUUUUGACCGAAAUUAAUUCUACAGUUGAUAAAGAUAUUUGUAGUGCCAUUGUGCAGCACCUAAGGGGUUUGCGCUCUACUCUGUUAAAAUAUUUUCCUGUAACAAAUGACAAUAACACUUGGGUUAGAAAUCCAUUUACAGUAACUGUUAAACCAGCUUCAUUAGUAGCACGGGACUAUGAGAGCCUGAUUGAUUUAACAUCUGAUUCUCAAGUGAAACAAAAUUUCAGCGAACUUUCACUAAAUGAUUUUUGGAGUAGCCUAAUUCAAGAGUACCCAAGCAUUGCAAGGCGUGCAGUUCGUGUACUUCUUCCUUUUGCUACAAUGCACCUGUGUGAAACAGGAUUUUCAUAUUAUGCUGCAACAAAAACAAAAUACAGGAAAAGACUUGAUGCCGCACCUCAUAUGCGGAUUCGACUUAGCAACAUUACACCUAAUAUUAAGCGGAUAUGUGAUAAAAAGACACAAAAACACUGUUCUCAUUAAAAUUAGAGGGUUUUGCAUGUCUCUUGAUAACCAAGUAUAAGAUGAAAAUAAAAGAUGAUUUACUUCA
Molecule: messenger RNA, 3120 nt
Organism: Neofelis nebulosa (Clouded leopard)
Lineage: Eukaryota; Metazoa; Chordata; Mammalia; Carnivora; Felidae
Gene: ZBED5
Product: zinc finger BED-type containing 5
Exons: 3
Coding region: 969-3053 (694 amino acids)
Molecular function (GO): DNA binding
Source: RefSeq, a predicted model, not a curated record